AUGGACCAGGAUAAUUUAGAAUACUAUCAGGGACUCUAUUUCCAGGUAGAAGAUUAUAGCAUGGAAUGUGGGAAUGAGGAUAGUGAUGAACUUAUAGCAAAUGCUCUUCAAGAGGAACUAUCUCAGCUCGCUACUACAGAUACAGAUCAGUCUGUGCAUGAAGAAUCGGAAAAGUUGCAAUCAUCUUUCUUCUUACCUGAUUGGCCUGAACAAUCUAUUCAAAGCUAUGCUUCAGUCGUCCAUUGUGGGAAAGCAGAAGCUAGCUUACAUUCCAGUUCAUGCCCUACCCCUGAUGAAGAAGGCAAAGCCACAGUUGAUGAUCAUUGUCUGCCGCACUGGCCAUAUUUCUUAGAGCUGCCAGAUGAGUAUGCCUAUGACGGCGAACUGGGAAGGAGGUUAAAUCAAAUGGUUUGUGUUCCGGUGACUUUAGCAUUCAUCAAAGAAAUGUUUAACCAUCUUAAGUUGCCGCAACAACAAGCCUUUUCUCGCCUUUGA
Eucalyptus grandis is the source of this 495-nucleotide messenger RNA. RefSeq lists its product as uncharacterized. Bases 1 to 495 code for a protein of 164 amino acids. The transcript has 2 exons. The record is from RefSeq and is a predicted model, not a curated record. NCBI's taxonomy places the organism in Eukaryota, Viridiplantae, Streptophyta, Magnoliopsida, Myrtales, Myrtaceae.